AUGAACGAAGACAACAUUUCUAUUGAAGAACUCGACAAUGGGGAUACCCUUCGAACCUCCACUGUUAACGUAUUUGGCAACGAGGUAUUCACCUUCGUCACUGGACGAGCAGCUGUGGUGAGGAGAUGGAUCUAUAAGAUCCGUUACGAACAUCGGUUCAAAAGGGACAAGCUAGUGGUAGGACUUGGAGUUCAAUGGAGGCCAAGCAUGGCCAAUCCAGUUGCUGUUCUACAGUUCUGCGUCGGUGGCCGUUGCCUCAUUUUCCAGAUCUUACACGCAAAUUCCAUCCCGCGAAUCCUUAAGAGAUUUCUCGCGGAUGAUUCUACCACUUUUGUGGGGGUCAAUAAUUACAACGAUUCUUAUCUUCUGAUGAGGGAUUACGGUUUGUCUGUGAAUCGUAUCUUUGAACUUGGAUCGGUGUCCAGGAUUAGGAGAGCUUCGAUGGAGACGUUGGCGAGAAGAAUCCUUGGUUUCAAUGGAAUCAGGAAGCCUCAGUGGAUUGGUAGGAGUGAUUGGGACGAUUGGUGGCUUACAGAGGAUCAGAUGGGAUUACCAAGGGGAUUCUGA
Telopea speciosissima is the source of this 567-nucleotide messenger RNA. RefSeq lists its product as uncharacterized. The record is from RefSeq and is a predicted model, not a curated record. Gene Ontology annotation, molecular function: 3'-5' exonuclease activity; nucleic acid binding. Gene Ontology annotation, cellular component: cytoplasm; nucleus. NCBI's taxonomy places the organism in Eukaryota, Viridiplantae, Streptophyta, Magnoliopsida, Proteales, Proteaceae. Gene Ontology annotation, biological process: nucleobase-containing compound metabolic process. The transcript has 2 exons. The coding region runs from base 1 to 567 and encodes 188 amino acids.